Aspergillus uvarum CBS 121591 is the source of this 665-nucleotide messenger RNA. Its product is annotated as mitochondrial 54S ribosomal protein bL33m. Bases 94 to 276 code for a protein of 60 amino acids. Gene Ontology annotation, biological process: translation. Lineage: Eukaryota; Fungi; Ascomycota; Eurotiomycetes; Eurotiales; Aspergillaceae. The record is from RefSeq and is a predicted model, not a curated record. The transcript is spliced from 2 exons. Gene Ontology annotation, cellular component: mitochondrion; ribosome. Gene Ontology annotation, molecular function: structural constituent of ribosome.
AUCCCCGAUCGCGCAGACGCAAGCCUUUGAUCCUCCGAACCACUAACCUUACGCCUCACCCCCUCAACUCGCUCACUGCACUUUCUGCACACAAUGGCCAAGAAAGCCAAGUCUCGUACCAUCACCGUCCGUCUCAUCUCGAUGGCCAUGACGGGCUUUUACCGCACAAUGGUCCGGCCCCGUACCCACCGUCCGCUCAGCAUGCUCAAGUACGACCCGGUCGUGAAGAAGCAGGUCCUCUUCCUGGAGGCAACCAAGGGUGGUCGGAAUAAAUAGAAUGGAACCUCGGCUCUACGGAGGCUUUUGCUGCCGUCAAAUGGCGUCUCGCGCAUCCUUCGACGGUGGUUCGUCUUCGUCGCAAUACUUCCAAGUCAGAUCUCGGCCUGGACAAUUCCCUGAUACCGUUCCCUCGCUUUCAUUAUAACGAAUCGCGGAGAACCUCGGAGCAACUAUCACGGCCACCAUCUCGAUGCAGCGGGUCGCCAAACUCUCGAACUUUCGAAGAUAUGAUCAUGUAUAUUAUACCGCGCAGCAGCUAAGACUUCAAGUUGUGGGAUGAACUCAACAUCUCCAUGUAUGUUUAAGCUGUCUGCUUUUCUUGUGUUGCAUUCUGGCGUUUUAGAGCAGUACAAUCUGGGUCCAUCAUCGUUCAAUAUAUCACAAAU